AACUGCUCGGGGGUGAGCAAAUGAUUUUUGGGUGAACCAUUCCUUUAAGUUUGGCUAAAUUUGACUUGAGUUGUUUUCCUUUAGAGGGCGCUUUUCGACUCUAUAAUAGCGUAAAUGCAGUAAUAUUAUCCAAAUAAUGUUAAGGGUCACAGUGAUUAUUACUAAUCAAAAGGUGAAACGUAACACACAACGACCUCGUUCUUAUAAGUAACUUCAGCAAAGGAAUUCAGAGUAGUUUUAAUCUGAAUAACACAGAAUAUUUAUAGACAUUUCAAGGGAACGGAGAACGGCUAAACAUAAAAAUUACAAUUUACCUGGGCCGCUAAGCCCCGCCCACUUUAUUAGAUUGAAUGUGAUGUGAAUUGAAUUCUUCCAAUUCUUCCAAAAUCUUCUCCAGAGCCAAGUAUAGCAUCACGACCAUUGCUCCGAGCAGUGUUUCUCCGCGCUCCAUGAAGACGUAAAACGGCUCUCUUUGUGUUUCCGCUUGGACCAGAGGCAUGCAGUGAGCGUCACGCAUCUGAAGGAAUGAGAAAGCGCUUUCAGGCCUGGUCAUGAGCUCAGAAAGCUGAGGCAGGGUUCAGAGAUGAUCCGCUUCUCAUGACCACAAGCCCCCUCGGUCCCAGCAGCGAUGGAUGGUUUCAGGACGCGCUCCAGUGGCGCAGAAAGCACGCUGUUUGGAGAGACUUUGACGCGGCACACAGCUGCUAAUCUGGCUAUUGGUGGACUCACAUCUCUGUUUGUCUUGGUAACCGUCAUCAGCUCAUUCGUCUUCCCUACACCUCCUCCAACAGCAUUAAAUAUUUUUUUUGUGGUCUGCAUCAUCAUGAUCUGUUCUUCUGUAUUGGUGCUGAUAUUCUGGUAUCGUCAAGGCGAUCUGGAUACAAAGUUUCUUGGUCUAAUUUAUUAUUCUAUAGUCCUGGUUAUCCUCCUCUGUCUGUGUGCUAAUCUGUACUUCCAUGAUGUCGGAAGAUGACGUGAAAAACAACUUAACCUUUGUAAUUCUGUCAAGUACAAUAAAAAGCGAUUUACUUGUCAGAACUGAGCCGGUUUUCAUUGUGUGUGCAUAGGCGAUAAGAUCUAUCAAAUCUAUUAGUUUUCAGAUAUGUAAUAUUUGUAUUUCUUUUUUGGUCAUUUAUAUAUUUUUGCCAAAGCUGAAUAUUUUUGUGCAUUAUUUUCUGUUGCUGUCAAGAGUCUAAUAAAUGAGCAUUUCAGUUGCAUUAAACAUUGUGAUUUUUCUUUUUUAAUUCUUUUUUUCUGUGGACCAUUGUUGACUAUUGCAGUCUGGAUUCUUUCUUCAUGGAGAAAAUAGAAUUUUGCUUUAGACGAAGUUGACAGAUGACAUGGUCGUUUUGUCAAUAUAAAGAUUAAUAACUUGAAUGUUAAAAAAAUAUAUGUUGGUGAGUUUAAAUACAGCAUAGCGUUUCUUUAAAACGUCUGCCAUCUUGUGGUGUGCCUAUAAAGGACAAGCACAAACGCGUUGCAUUAUUUAAUUAGUAAAUGUAAUAGCAGUGUACCGAAUGUUGUUCAAUGUCCUUAUUCGAGCGCAUC
Molecule: messenger RNA, 1548 nt
Organism: Puntigrus tetrazona (Sumatra barb)
Lineage: Eukaryota; Metazoa; Chordata; Actinopteri; Cypriniformes; Cyprinidae
Gene: tmem243a
Product: transmembrane protein 243, mitochondrial a
Exons: 4
Coding region: 629-973 (114 amino acids)
Source: RefSeq, a predicted model, not a curated record